This is a messenger RNA of Triticum turgidum subsp. durum (durum wheat), 1140 nucleotides long. NCBI's taxonomy places the organism in Eukaryota, Viridiplantae, Streptophyta, Magnoliopsida, Poales, Poaceae. The record is from the annotation of a GenBank genome assembly.
AUGAUGCGGCGGCUUCUCAAUGUGGUGGUGAAGAAUACUUCCACAGGCGUCCAUUCGGUGCGGCGAAUCGACCCGUACAAGCAUCUCUUCUACGAAUCGGGAGGUGAGCCAGCAGCAUCGAUCGCGAACAAGACCAAGGAUUGUGCUCUGGAAAUGCAGACCCUUUCUCUUCCCGAGCCAGCGGUGAGCUUCUCCCCAUCCCCCACCACUCUGCCUAACAUGGGCGGCAUGGAUUUGUUCGCGCUCCUCGGCAGCCGCGGCAGCGAAGGCAGGAUCGUAGGCGCAAACGUGGCCGGCGAAAGCAUGCUGUACGAUGCCGACGAGCGUCUCUUCCUUCAUCUGCCCUGGAUCAACGAGCCCAAGGGGUGGAACCCCGUGUGUCUCUCCAUCCCCAUACCCGGCGCCGCCGAGAACAGCCUCUACGUCAUGGAGAGGUACCUCGGGCAGUCUAUGGAUGCAUAUGGCUCCAGCGAGGACUACACUGUUUCCUGCUUCGAGGUCCUUGAGCACGGGCCUAGGACCGGCGGUCAAGAAGUGCGCGAAAUGCAUAGAGGCUGGCGCUGGCGGGUUCUUCGGCCGCCUCCAUUCGUCCUCGAACCAGACUACCAACCCUCCGUCAUCGCCUCCUACACAAGCAUGGUUAACAAGACCAACAGGUGCUCCACCAUCUAUAUGUCAUUUGAGGACACGCGCACUGGCACCUAUUCCUUUGACACAUCGAGGAACGUGGAGCAAUGGAUGCACGUCGGCGAGUGGACUCUGCCCUUUCAUGGGGAAGCCAAGUACAUCCCUGAGUUCAACCUAUGGUUCGGCUUCUCGGCAGACGGCCAUAAACACUUGUGCGCUCUGGACCUUUCUGCCAUGGAGGACAAACAACCACCACCCAUUCUGCAGCACUUUGAGGAUCCGAACCCACCCGAGGAAGAGGGCUGGUGUGCAACGUCUUGUGAACUGGUAUACCUUGGCGAUGGCAAGUUUUGUGUUGCCAAGACUAUUGAGGUCGAUGAAACAUCUGAUGAGGAGUUUGCGGUGCUCACUGGCGUACAGAUUUUGCGCGGCGAUGACAAUGGCCUCCGCAUGAUCAAGCACAAGUCCACAUGUUACUCUUUUGUCAAGGACGUGAUCAACUGGGUACUUUGA